Molecule: messenger RNA, 2887 nt
Organism: Mobula hypostoma (lesser devil ray)
Lineage: Eukaryota; Metazoa; Chordata; Chondrichthyes; Myliobatiformes; Myliobatidae
Product: hydroxylysine kinase-like
Exons: 6
Coding region: 449-1579 (376 amino acids)
Molecular function (GO): amino acid kinase activity
Source: RefSeq, a predicted model, not a curated record
GUCAUCACGCGAUCACGCCCCGUUUAAAUUAAACGUAAAGUUAGAUCCUGAUUUCGGACUUCCGUGUCUUCCUUUGAAUUAGUUUAAUGUUUUGAAGUUACCAAAUGUAACAUUGGCGACAAGGUAUUUUUUUUUAAAUUGAACCCGAGAUGGCUACCUACCCGUUCAAGCACAGCGAGAUUUUUUGAAGAGCAAAAAAAAAUUGAGCACGGGCUGUUUCUUCGGAAGGGAGGACACGAUCGAGUUUUUAAAACAAGGCAGAAAACGGAAGGAUUCACGGGUUCAUAAAGAGAAGGAAAGUUCAUAAGGAGAAUUCUGCAGAUGCUGGAAAUUCAAGCAACACACAUCAAAGUUGCUGGUGAACGCAGCAGGCCAAGCAGCAUCUGUAGGAAGAGGCGCAGUCGACGUUUCAGGCCGAGACCCUUCGUCAGGACUAACUGAAGGAAGAAUGUCCAACUCAGAGAAAGCCAUUCUAGUCAAGCCCUCACUAAAUGAGACCCAGGUGGUGGAGCUGGUAGGACAGUUGUAUGGUCUGAAGGUCUCAGAGGUCCAACCGAUGCCCAGCUACGAUGACCAGAACUUUCACAUUCAGGUAGCUGAGACCCAAGCAAGCGGGGAUCACAGAAGGAGCUACGUCCUCAAAGUCCUGAACGCCACCGACAGCCAGGAUGCAGAUUUGGUGGAAGUACAAACACGAGUCAUGAUGUUCUUGAAGCAGAAAGGUUUUCCUGCCCCCACAUCCAUCCCAACCACUGAUGGCAGGAUUAUGUCGCUGGAGACGAUUAAUUCUGGUCAAGAAUAUAAGACCCAUAUGGUCCGCUUGCUGACCUAUUUACCGGGAAUUCCGCUGCAGCAGAUCCCUGCAGACCCACCGAUCUUGUACAAGGUUGGGCAAACUCUCGCUCAGAUUAAUAAGGUUCUCAAAGAAUUCCAGCAUCCCAAACUGAAGAGUCUACAGAGAGAUUCCUUCGACUGGAAACUUACAAACAUUCACCAGCUGAACAAGUACCUAUACACACUGAAGGACAGUGAGCGCAAAGUUGUGGAGCAAAUUAUUCAGCAAAUUCUAGAGAAGGUGCUUCCAAAUAUCAAGAGCUUUAAUGAAAGCAUCAAUCAUGGAGACUUCAGUCACACCAACGUUCUCGUGCAGCCUCGUCAUUCAUCAGCCGAUCGCUCCAACCCAGGUCACCUGCAACAGGAGUUGGACAUCUCUGGCAUUCUUGACUUCAGUGACAUGAACUGUGGUUACUAUGUAUGUGACCUGGCCAUAUGCAUAAUGUACAUGAUGCUGGACAACAACGAUCCCAUGCAUGUGGGGGGCCAUAUUCUCGCGGGCUUUGAAAGUGAGAUACCUUUAUCUCCCCAGGAGAGGGGUGCCUUGUAUUUGCUGGUUCUUGGCAGGUUUGCUCAGUCGCUGGUUAUAGGGAGAUACGUGGUCCAGUUUUACCCAGACAAUGAGGAAUACCUUAUGACCACAUCAAAAACUGGUUGGAUGCUUUUGCAUCAACUCUGGGAACUGGGUGAAGAAGCAGUGCAGAAAGUUUGGUUUGAGACAGCUGACUCCUACCUCAGUCCAUGACCUCCCCAGUGGUUCGAAGUGACCCAGGCACAAACUUCUCAUAAAAUAUCCACGUAUUUAAGGGAGAAAUCACUGAACUGGAAUCAUAAAACAAGUCCACCAACUGAACGCUCCAUUAAUAAUAUUUUAAAAGAUCUUUAAACCAUCAUGCUUGCCCAGACAUGAAAUGGUGUAUCAACUCACUGAGGCGUGAGACUGGGUUAAUAGUCUCACUAUCCUGAGUCCAAUUGUCCUGGAGAUAGUGUAGAGAAGCUCAUGGGUUAUCUUCAAGCCACAUGUCAUUGCUAAUGACAGUAUAGGUGAUGUUUUGGUGUGGGUUUGCGUUUGUUAAAAUUCCACCAACACUCCUCUGCACACUAAUUUCUCGUGAUCUUGGGCCGAGCUACUUCCACUGUCAGUAGCUGAAUUGUCACCCGAGGAUCUGGUGUGAAAUGCUUACUGUCAGCACAGGGUGCUCAAUCUGUGCCAUAUGUCGGGGAGAAUCAGCUCCUUGAUAGUCCAUUCCCCUCAACUUUUCCUUCCUCGGGUAAUUUCAGAUUUCGUUCAUCUCCUGCUUCGGCUCCACCUGGCACCUCUUGUGACUCAGCAGCCCUUGCCAAUCUCUUCCACCAAGCUCCAUCCCCAUUUCCUCAGUCACCUCUGCCCCCUUCCAUCCAGCCCACUUGGAAAAUUCAAACUUCAUCUGAACUUUUCCCGGUUCCAGCGAAAGAUUAUCAACACGAAACAUUAACUUGCUUUCCCUUUCCACUAUGAUAUCUACAGAUUUUUUAAAAAUUUCUAUUUCUUUCUGUAGCAUUCAAUUAUGGCAAUAUGGUGAUGGGGUGGUUGUGGAUGUGGCACUGGUGUGGAUAGGGUAAGAGGGCAGAUGUGAUGGGGCAGAUAAUAUGAUGAAGGGUUGUAUAUGGUGAUGGGGCAGAUUUAGCAUAUCUACUGUCUAGCGAUGUGGCGGAUAGGGUGAUAUGGAUAGAGAAUGCGAUGGCAUCUCUGCUGUUAGCACACAAAACCCUGAAAGAUUUGGAAUUUUAAUUCUACUAAAACAUCAACUGUGUAUACAUUUUAUGCUGUAAUAUCUGUACCCAUGCCUAUUAAUACAUUUGAUCAACAAUAUUCAGUUAUUCGACAUCGUCUUUUUCAUUUGAGAUUACUACAUGGUGGCUGCUGCAAGGAAGUUUUCCAAGAAAGUGCUGAUUAUUCAAAGUUGCCCUGACGUGCCCAAGUUACUAUCAGAAGAAGCACUAAAAUGGAGUGAUUGUAUUACAAGGGAAAGUUUGUAAUGGAGGCAAAAUGAGAAAGGGAAGAAUUUGUGGG